CUCCCCCUGCGGGGCCCCCUCGGAUCCUGAUUGAGUCAAGUGGUUUACAUUAUAAUUCAGUAUUCGUUUUAAAGCUGAGCAAUGCCUACUGUUGAGAGUGAAGCCAAAAUGAAAACCAAAGCUCGUUUUGAGGAAUUGCUUAAGACCCACAGUGACCUAAUAUAUGAAGGAAAAAAGCUGAAGAAAAGAGUUACCAAAUCUGGAGAAAAAAUAUCAUUUGAUACCCUUCGAAGCAGUCUUCAAAAUAUUAAAGAAACUACAACUGAUGACUUAAGUGCUCCUGACUCUAAUAAUGUAAAGAGUAAGCGAAUCAUUAAAAGCAAACUAAAGAAUACACAGUCAGCAAUUGAAAAUCCAAAAGAUGAUGUUAGUACAGAGGAAGACAAGCAAGAAAAGGUGAAUGAAAAGGUUAUCAAAACAGGGAUUCAGAUGACACAAGAACUGGGUACUUUCGAGAAGGUGAAUUCCUUACAUCAGAGAACACAAACAAAAUCACAUCCAGAUGUUGCUCAACAGAAAAGUGAGGAUGUAGAUGAAGAAAGAGAAAAUAAUUUAGAUGAGGAAGAACUGAUGCAAGUGUACCAACUCCAGGUUGCUGAAGAAAUGGCAUAUGAGAUUAAGAAUAAAAUAAGAAAGAAGCUCAAAGAACAGUUGGCUUACUUCCCUUCAGAUACUUCACUUCAAGAUAACAAGUUGAGAAAUGAAAAAAAGAAGAAAAAGAAAAAGAGAACUCCAGUCCUAUCUAGAGCUGAAACAGGUCAAACAGUUGAAGGUGAGCAAAAGAAACAGUCUUUGGUUGGAGUAGUUACUUCAAAAUCUCAUCAAGAAGAUGAAAUAAACUCAAUAGAACAGAAUGCUGAAGACGACAUGAAAGAUGACACAAAUUCCAAGUCAAACAAGAAGAAAAAGAAGGCUAAAGCAGUUUUAGAUAUUAAUGAAGAUAUUGAUGGUGAUGGUGUUCAUGAAGUAACAAGCCGAGAUAGUCCAGUUAAUCCCAAACAUUCACUUGAAGAUGACCUUGUUUUGGGAGUUUAUAUUCAUCGAACAGAUCGACUUAAGUCAGAUAUUUUGAUUUCUCAUCCAAUGGUAAAAAUUCAUGUGGUUGACUUGAAUACAGGCCAAUAUGUCAAGAAAGAUGAUAGUGAACGGCCUGUUUCAUCUUACUACGGAAAAGAAAGUGUAGAUUAUAUUCUUCCUAUUAUGACCCAGCCAUUUGAUUUUAAACAGUUAAAAUCAAGACUUCCAGAGUGGGAAGAACAAAUUAUAUUUCAUGAAAACUUUCUCCAUUUAAUUCAAGAUUCUGAUGAAAGCCCUAAAGUUAUCCUUUUCUUUGAGAUACUUGAUUUCUUAAGCAUGGAUGAAAUUAGGAAUAACUCUGAUGUUAGAAACCAAGAAUGUAGCUUUCGAAAAAUUGCAUGGGCAUUUCUUAAGCUUCUAGGAGCCAAUGGAAAUGUAAACAUAAAUUCAAAACGCCGUUUGCAGCUGUUUUACCCACCUACUAAGACUAGAUCUCAAUUAAGUGUUGUUGAGGUUUUUGACUGGUGGUCAAAAUGUCCAAGAAAUCGUUAUCCUUCAACAUUGUAUGUAACAGUACGAGGACUCAAAGUUCCAGAAUGUGUAAAACCAUCUUACCGGUCUAUGAUGGCUCUUCAGGAGGAAAAAAAUAAUCCAGUACACUGUGAGCUUCUUCGUGAGCAAAGUUCCAUAGACAGAGAACCUGGAUUAGACAAUUCAAAGGAAGUAGUAGAGUGGAAGAGAUUGCCUGGACAGGCUUGUCGGAUCCCCAACAAGCACCUCUUUUCACUAAAUGCAGGAGAACGAGGAUGUUUUUGUCUUGCUUUCUCCCAUAAUGGAAGAAUAUUAGCAGCUGCCUGUGCCAGGCGGGAUGGGUAUCCAGUUAUUUUAUAUGAAAUUCCUUCUGGACGUUUUAUGAGAGAAUUGUGUGGCCACCUCAAUAUCAUUUAUGAUCUUUGUUGGUCAAAUGAUGAUCACUAUGUGCUUACUGCAUCAUCUGAUGGCACCGCCAGGAUAUGGAAAAAUGAAUUAAAUAACACAAAUACCUUCAGAGUUUUACCUCAUCCUUCGUUUGUGUACACGGCUAAAUUCCAUCCAGCUGUAAAAGAUCUAGUGGUUACAGGAUGUUACGAUUCUGUAAUACGGAUAUGGAAAGUAGACGUAAAAGAGGAUCCCGCCAUACUGAUCAGACAAAUCGACACUCACAGGAGUUUCAUUAACUCUCUUUGUUUUGAUAGUGAUGGUCAUCAUAUGUAUUCAGGAGAUUGCACAGGAAUGAUUAUUUCUUGGAAUACCUCUGUCAAAGUUAAUGAUGUUCAACAUUCAGUGCGUCACUGGACUAUAAAUAAGGAAAUUAAAGAAAGUGAAUUUAAGGGGAUUCCAAUAAGUUAUUUGGAGGUUCAUCCCAAUGGAAAACGCUUAUUAAUUCAUACCAAAGACAGUACUUUGAGAAUUAUGGAUCUCCGACUAUUAGCAGCCAGGAAAUUUGUAGGUGCAGCAAACUACCGGGAGAAAAUUCACAGUACUCUGACACCCUGUGGGUCUUUCCUGUUUGCCGGCAGUGAAGAUGGGAUAGUGUAUGUAUGGAAUCCAGAAACAGGAGAGCAAGUAGCCAUGUAUUCUGACUUGCCUGUCAAGUCACCCAUUCGCGACAUUUCCUAUCAUCCAUUUGAAAAUAUGGUUGCAUUUUGUGCAUUUGGACAGAAUGAGCCAAUUCUUCUAUACAUUUAUGAUUUCCAAGUUGCCCAGCAAGAGGCUGAAACAUUGAAACGCUACAGUGGAACAUUCCCAUUGUCUUGUGUACACCAUAUUCAAGAUGUUUUGUGUACCUGUCCUAAACAGGCUCAUCAAGGCUUGUUUCAGAUUGAUGACCAUGUCCACACUGAAAAUUCUUCAUUGAAGAUGCAGCAAGUGAAACAGAGACUUGAUUCUGUCAUGGUCAACAAAAAUAUUUCAUUUACUUCAACAUCAGCCCUGUCACAACAGUCUAAGUUAAAACAGUCAAACAUACUGGCUGCUCAUCAGAUUGUACGUCAGCUUGAUUUCACUGAGACUGGGAUCAUCAGUACACAGAGAAAACCAUGUAACUAUCAUGUAGAUACAGCACCAAUGGUAGUGGCUCUUUAUGACUACACAGCAAAUCGAUCAGAUGAACUAACCAUCCAUCGCGGAGACAUUAUCCGAGUGUUUUUCAAAGAUAAUGAAGACUGGUGGUACGGCAGCAUAGGGAAGGGGCAGGAAGGUUAUUUUCCAGCAAAUCAUGUGGCUAGUGAAACACUUUAUCAAGAACUGCCUCCAGAGAUAAAGGAUAGAUCUCCUCCUUUAACGCCCAAAACAAAAAACAAAAUUAAAAGGCCAUUCUCAGCUUUUCAGAAGCAGUCACUCAUUAAGGAGAAGCCUCAGGAUUCCAAACUGGCUAACAAGUUUAUGAAAUAUAAAGAGUUGUAAGUAUGAAGAUAAAAAGAAGCAAAUCCACAGGAAUGACUUAACAGCCUAAACUGAGUGGAAUUUCUCUUCUGAGUUCAGAACUCUUUUAUGCUUAUGAAGAAAGGAUCCAUCAUUUCUAAUGAAAGAAUCUAGAAAAGUCAGAGUGGGUAGAAAAAUUAAUGUGACGUUUUAAACUUCUUAUAAACCUUUCUGACUUUUGCUGGCAAAAGCAUUUGUACUUGUAGUGAUUAGUAAUUUCAUCACAAUUUCACUACCAUAUUGGCAAACCAAUAAAGAAAAAAUUACUGUUCAGCAAAUGUGAAUGAAA
Suncus etruscus (white-toothed pygmy shrew) is the source of this 3769-nucleotide messenger RNA. RefSeq names its product Abelson helper integration site 1 (gene AHI1). Gene Ontology annotation, cellular component: ciliary basal body. Gene Ontology annotation, biological process: motile cilium assembly. NCBI's taxonomy places the organism in Eukaryota, Metazoa, Chordata, Mammalia, Eulipotyphla, Soricidae. Gene Ontology annotation, molecular function: protein binding. The record is from RefSeq and is a predicted model, not a curated record.